This is a messenger RNA of Lampris incognitus (smalleye Pacific opah), 2416 nucleotides long. It is a transcript of the gene oxld1, whose product is annotated as oxidoreductase-like domain containing 1. The record is from RefSeq and is a predicted model, not a curated record. Lineage: Eukaryota; Metazoa; Chordata; Actinopteri; Lampriformes; Lampridae. Bases 105 to 542 code for a protein of 145 amino acids. Gene Ontology annotation, cellular component: mitochondrion. The transcript has 2 exons.
GUAGCCUAUGCCAAAAACCCUUCAGAUGUCUUUGUCAUGUCUCAAGAAAAAGUGAAAUAAUUUGUGGUCUUUUAUGAAUCAGAUGCCUGUUUACCGUUUCGAUAAUGAAUUUGGGUGCACACGCGAUGAGAUCGUCGUUAUCGUUACAGAAGCUGUGCAUUCUUUCUCUACUACACUUGAAACUCCUGCCGUGUCAUUGCUUUCAGCGAUCAUUGAUGAGACACAGUCAAACCAUCCGCAGCCUCUGUGCAGGACCCAAUUCACCUGGUCCCCUGAGGCCAGAUGACUCUCCCAAAAAGAGUGAUCCCCAAACCAGCCCCACUAACUCAGCUUGGUCCCCUGCCCAUGGCCCACCACCCGCUCCCACCCAUUGCUGCAUGAGUGGUUGUCAUAACUGUGUGUGGAUCGAGCAUGCGGAGCAGCUCCUGGCAUACUACAAUGAUGGAGGUGACCGGGCACUGGCUGCCAUUGAGGAGAAUGUCGUGGAUGAGAACCUUAAAACCUACCUAAAGAUGGAGAUCAGACUCUUGAAGAAGCAUUGACGUAUGCAUUUAUUUGAAGUAUUGAUCUUGAUUAUUGAUCAUGAAGUGAAAUGGGUAUGAGAAGAAUUGAGGAGGGGAGUUUUCCUGUUUAAAGGAAUAGUUUUGCAUUUUUGAAGUUUCUCACUAUGUUGUUGUCACGGCACUUGUAGUACAUAGGUAGGUUUCAUUUUCACAGUCGUCCAUCCUUUUCUUCAUACUGAACAUACAGCUUCAGUUUGCUAUCCACAGUUCAAUGCAGUCAAUAGGGAACAAAGCUAUAACACUCUUCUGUGCAACAAAAAGCACAAUUUUUAAAAUGACCACUUGAAUUUGCUAUGAUAGACUGCUGUAGCAUCAUGUUAGCUUUGGCUGAAACAUGGAGUGCUUUUCUUUUUUCUUUUUUUGCACUGCUUGAGCAUUGUGGGCUUGUCCCUUAUUGAUCGCAUUGAACCGUAGAUGGCCAGACAGAGCUGAGUGCCCAGUAUGAAGAAAAGUGUGGAUGGCUGUGAAAAUUAAACCUACCUAUAUGUAUCACAUGAGCAGUGAGUAUAAAAUAUAGAUAGACUUCAAAAAAUCUUAACUAACCCUUUAAAACCUUUUGACAUUUUGUAAGCACUUUAUAUAGUAUAUUUAAUUCCACUGUGGAUGCCAUUAAGUUUGUCAUAUAUGUCUAUUGGAUGAAAGUGUUAAACUGUACCCUUGGUCAAGAACAGCCUGCUUUUGGCCACUGCAUAUACAGUAGCCUAUACUUAAAAAUGGGAACAGCUGGCAGUGCAUGGAAUUAUCAUUGUGUAGAAUGGUGAUAGGCAUUAUCAGACAAAUAUGUGAAACCAUAGGGACAUCCAGGUAGUGUAGCAGUCUAGUCCGUUGCCUACCAACACUGGGCUCGCUGGUUCAGAUCCCCGCGUUACCUCCGGCUUGGUCGGGUGUCCCUGCAGACGUAAUUGGCUGUGUCUGCGGGUGGGAAGCCAGAUGUGGGUAUGUGUCCUGGCUGCUGCACUAGCACCUCCUCUGGUCGGUCAGGGCACCUGUUCAGGGGCGAGGGGGAACUGGGGGGAAUAGUGUGAUCCUCCCACGUGCUACGUCCCCCUGGUGAAACGCCUCACUGUCAGGUGAAAAGAAGCGGCUGGUGACUCCACAUGUAUCGGAGGAGGCGUGUGGUAGUCUGCAGCCCUCCCCGGAUCAGCAGAGUAGGUGGAGCAGUGACCAGGAUGGCUCGAAAGAGUGGGGUAAUUGGCCAGAUACAAUUGCCCCCCCCCCCUCAAAAAAAUAUGUGACACCAUUUUACAUUUUGCUGACGGGUAACUUGCUGACAGUCCUCACCAUUUCAAGUUUCAUGCCAUUACUUUCAAAAUGCCACUUUGUCUGAUUAAAAUGGAUGGUGGCUUUCCAUUUUGACCCACCAUCGCAGGUGUUUGAUGGGCAAAAACCACAACAGUGGGGUUGUCACUGCCUCACCUUUUUUCAAGGUGGCUCAAUGAAGGAAUGGUGGAUUAUUACAUGAGUACAGUAAGUGGCUCUCGGAGCGUUCAUGGGAAAUAGUUCUGUCGGAAAAGUAGUUUGUGGCCGUGACACAUAGUCACCAUAGGAGAAUCAGUACAGCCAGAUUCACACCGCAGCUCAGUUCCUGAUCCUGUUGAGGUGAUCUGUUCCUUUAAACAUGCCAGCGUUUCUUAUUUGGAUAGCAAUGAUAAUUCUUGCUCUUUUUAACUAAUUAUGUUGAAACGUUUAGCGUUUUACCACAAUCAUGAAGCACAUUUCCACAAAUUCUAGAGGUGUGAACUAAAAUGUGAAAGUGCAUUACUUUUAUUUUUCUAUAUUUUAUGUGUAACUUCUUUUGGUGUAUUUAACAGUGUUUCUCAAUAACAGAUUUGAAAAGUAUUUAUAAAAUAAGU